AUGACUCCCCCUAACUUCGACCCAGAUUUCCAAACGCCUCUGAUCUUAGGCGAGUCCUUGGAUUUCUCGGAUUCUGAAGAAUCGCAGUUUGUCGGUGCGUUCUCAGACGGCCUGUGGGCCAAGUCUGAGCCUAUUUUGUCUAUGUCUGGCUUCCAGAAGCCCGGUGCUGGCGCUGUACUUGAUUACGCUUCCACGCGGUCUUUGCAUGAUGCUAGUUCGUUCUCCGCUUACGGUCAAUCUCCAUACAUGCCCACCUCUCUUGUCCCCUCUCCCAUGGCCGACCAGGCUAGUCAGAUCUCAGACUGCGUGCCGUACAUUCCCGGCAACGAGUACAGCAGCUCGUACGAGGAGUCGCAGUCUCCGUUAAUGAAUGCUCGUUCCCGUCAAUUACCAGAGAUUGUCAAUUACAGCCCCCAGCGUGGGUGCGAAGGUACUCGUGUGGUUGUGCAGAUCCAGUCCCCUUAUGACCUGCACAGCUCUGCAUACGGCACACUAUAUGUGGUCUUUGGCUCGCAGAAGUGUGAAUGUAUCCCGACCUUCCUGGGAUUCGAGGGUUCAGCCUCCGCCUUCCAAUACGCCCUGUCGGCAGAUGCUCCUCAAUUCAUCUCUACUGGAUCUCCUUCCCUCGCCGUACCUGUGCAGGUUGUCAUGGAGGGUCAGAGUGACUGCCCGGCUGCAACACUCCAAGUGGGUGUUUACACCUAUGAGCAUGUGCCUCAAUCAGUUUCCUCUACCAGCUCGAGCUCAAACAAACGCAAGUUCUCUUCCUACUCCGACAACCCUGUUGCUGCGUCUGUGAAGCGACCGACUGGACCUGUCAUUCCCAAGAUCGAGCCUCAAGAGAACUAUUCUUAUCGCGAUACCCAUGGCCACACCCGAUCUGCCUCCUUCUCUCCAUAUUUGCAAUCUCUGCCGGCUAUUCCAAGUUUCGCGGCCCCCUAUGCUGCAUCUCCUCGGACUGGCACGUCCCAAUACCCUGCCGUGUCCGCCAAUCCCCAGUCCGCCAUUCGUGCUCCCUCUCCCCUCACUCCAGCUUGGAGCCCCUCUUUCGUCACACUCGGUCAAGAUCGUCACCUCUCGAGCUUGCCCAUGUCACAUGGAAUGACCCAGCACCGGGGUCCUUCUCCAGCACGGGCAAAUCCCAAGUUGAUCCGUACUUCCACUCUGCAGCAGUCCUCUGGCCUUGGACACAGCCAAGCAUUCAAUCCGUAUGCCAUGUACCCGAGCAAGGCAGUUCUCAAGCUCAGUGGGGACUUGGACUCCAUGGCCCACGGCUGGAGCAAAGAGGAGCAGACUGCCCAGCGCCGACUAGUGCAGUUCGGGAGGUCCCAGACCGGAAGCACCAUCCAUGCCGACUUCAAGCCCGUGACUCCCGAGGAGCGAGCCCCCAACAGCAUUUGCAUUAGCUGUAUUGCUUGGGAGGGCAAAGAUGAAUGCUACGUGACAAGCGUGGAUACCAUCUAUCUGCUCGAAUCUCUAGUCCACGUUCGCUUCACUGUCGAGGAGAAAAAUCGCAUUCGCCGUAACCUGGAGGGAUUCCGUCCCCUCACAGUCUCAAAGGCCAAGGCUGAAAGCGAGGAAUUUUUCAAAGUCAUCAUGGGUUUCCCUGCGCCAAAGCCCCGCAACAUCGAAAAAGACGUCAAAGUCUUCCCGUGGAGAAUCCUGAGCCUUGCUCUAAAGAAAAUCAUUGGCAAAUACUCCGCAAGCUAUUCGUCCACCGCAGGUGUCAUCCAAACCCCUAUGACAAACUACGCUAGCCACGGCACUGGUUCCGACUCCGGCACCGAGGCUCACACUGCUCCCUCCCCUCGCUCGGUCUCAGAUACCGGUCCAGUGAAUCACUACGCCCCAGCCAUGGGCCCAGUCUACACCACACAACCGGACCAAUGUGCCCCGCUGACAGCCGCUCCCGACCUCCGCGCCAUGAUGCCCUCUGUCAGCCAGCCAUACACAUCAAUGGGAAUGGGAGGGUAUUCAUAUCCAGCUACCUGUCAACCCCACACUGCCCACAGUCUGGUCGCUCCCACCCCGCGAUCAGCAUGGGAAAUGCACGGUCUAGGAGCUCCAACCUCAACAGCAUCAGCUAGCGCUAGCGCCUGCUACACUUACAUGGACCCCUACCCUCUCCACGAGACAGCCCCGGGUCCAUGA
Molecule: messenger RNA, 2151 nt
Organism: Penicillium odoratum
Lineage: Eukaryota; Fungi; Ascomycota; Eurotiomycetes; Eurotiales; Aspergillaceae
Gene: medA
Product: transcriptional regulator medA
Exons: 4
Coding region: 1-2151 (716 amino acids)
Cellular component (GO): nucleus
Source: RefSeq, a predicted model, not a curated record